AUGGCUGCAAGGACUCAGAUGCUUGAGAUGGUUCGAUUCCAUCGUCAUCUAGACAAGAGAAGAGAAACUGAGGAGAUUACGAAAUUUGACAAUGGUCAUGGAUGGAGUUACAUCGAAAAGUACUUGGAACAUCAAUGCGAACCGAGAAAUUUCUAUCUCGAGAAGGAUGAUCAUAUUAAAACUAUUUUCCCUGUGAGGGAAGAUGAGACUCAGAAAACUAUACUGGAAAAUUGUUCGCGAACUGCACCCGAGAAUUCUUCAAUACACCGAAACCUAGCGGGGCGCAUCUCAGGCAGCAAUGGCUCGAUAAGCAUGAUUAACAAAAGAAGGCACCUAGCCGUCUAUGGGCGCAAAUUCGAGCCCGUCAUUAGCAAACACUUCGUCGCUUAUGGUUUGACCUAG
Sclerotinia borealis F-4128 is the source of this 402-nucleotide messenger RNA. The record is from the annotation of a GenBank genome assembly. Lineage: Eukaryota; Fungi; Ascomycota; Leotiomycetes; Helotiales; Sclerotiniaceae.